Molecule: messenger RNA, 4785 nt
Organism: Fundulus heteroclitus (mummichog)
Lineage: Eukaryota; Metazoa; Chordata; Actinopteri; Cyprinodontiformes; Fundulidae
Product: ATP-binding cassette sub-family A member 3-like
Exons: 18
Coding region: 77-3214 (1045 amino acids)
Biological process (GO): lipid transport; transmembrane transport
Cellular component (GO): membrane; intracellular membrane-bounded organelle
Molecular function (GO): ABC-type transporter activity; lipid carrier activity; ATP hydrolysis activity
Source: RefSeq, a predicted model, not a curated record
CGAGGUGGAUCGGAUCAUCCGUAUCUUGAAUCUGGAGGACAAGCGACAUUCCCGCUCCAAGACUCUCUCUGGCGGCAUGAAGAGGAAGCUUUCUAUCGGCAUCGCCCUCAUAGGAGACUCCAAGGUUGUCAUGCUGGAUGAGCCCACGUCGGGUAUGGACCCAUCAGCGCGACGGGCCACCUGGGACCUUCUCCAGGGAGAGAAACGAGGUCGCACCAUCAUGCUCACCACUCAUUUCAUGGACGAGGCCGACCUGCUCGGCGACCGGAUCGCCAUCAUGGCAGGAGGCGAGCUGCAGUGCUGCGGCUCGCCGCUCUUCCUGAAGAACAAAUACGGUGCUGGGUACCACAUGGUGAUCGUCAAGGAUCCACUUUGCAAUGUAACCGAGAUCACACGCCUUGUUCACUUGUAUGUUCCCAACGCCACACUGGAGAGCAGCGCUGGAGCCGAGCUCUCUUACAUCCUGCCUAAAGAAAGCACCAGCAAGUUUGAGCUGCUGUUUGCCGAACUGGAGAUGAAUAAAGAAGAGCUGGGUAUUGCAAGCUAUGGAGCCUCGGUGACCACCAUGGAAGAAGUCUUCCUCAGAGUUGGAAAGCUGGUGGAUUCUAGUUUGGACAUUCAGGCGAUCCAGCUGCCGGCCCUUCAGUACCAACACGAGAGGCGCUCCCAUGACUGGACCACCGACGACGCCAGCAGCAUCAGUGGCCUGACAGACGUCACCGACUUCACCGACAGCGGCACGCUCAUCUCUGAGGACGGCUCCAACAUCAAACUCAACACGGGGGUGAGACUCCACCUGCAGCAGUUUUAUGCCAUGUUUCUGAAGAGGGCGCUCUACAGCUGGAGGAACUGGAAGGUGAUGGUGGCUCAGUUCUUGGUUCCUUUGAUCUUCACCGUUGUGGCCUUAGUGGUGGCGCGCACACUUCCUAACCACCAGGACGCUCCGCUGCUGAGGCUGGCCCUCAGCCGCUACGGCGCCACCAAGGUCCCCGUGGCCCUGCAGCCUGGGGCGGGCCCCCUCGCCUCUUCUUUAGCGAAUGCGUACGCCUCCCAGCUCCUUGCCCAGCUGGGCGAGCUCAGAAAUAUCACAGACUUCACUCAGUACGUCCUGACCAAUGCGAAAGCAGAGGGCGGCAGCUUCAACGAGCGCUGCGUGGUGGGUGCUGCCUUCCUGGGCAGGACCAGCCACUAUUCAGAAGCAACAGCCUACUUCAACAACCAGGGUUACCACACACCUGCCACAGCCCUCAUGAUGGUGGACAAUGCCCUGUUCAAACUUUUAGCUGGGCCCAACGCCUCCAUCCUGACGGGCAACUACCCCAUGCCUAGAAACCUGUCUGAGGCUGCAAGGAGCCAGCUCACAGAGAGUAAGACCGGGUUUGCCAUCGCCAUCAACCUGAUGUACGGCAUGGCCUCCCUGUCCAGCACUUUCGCCCUGCUGCUUGUAACCGAGUCCUCCAUCAAGUCGAAGCACGUGCAGCAGGUCAGCGGCGUCUACCUGUCCAACUUCUGGUUCUCCGCCCUGCUGUGGGACCUGGUCAACUUCCUGCUGCCGUGCCUCCUGAUGCUGGUUGUAUUCCAAGCGUUUGGAGUCGAGGCCUUUGUGGCGGAUCACCACCUCAUCGACGUCCUCCUGAUGCUCCUCCUGUACGGCUGGGCCAUCGUGCCUCUGAUGUAUCUGCUCAGCUUCUUCUUCUCCACCGCCGCCACCGCCUACACGCGCCUCACCAUCUUCAACAUGAUCUCCGGCACCUCCACGUUUCUGGCCGUCACCAUCAUGACCAUCCCAGAGUUAAACCUGGUGCACUUGUCACACUUGUUGGAUAAGGUGUUCCUGAUCUUCCCAAACUACUGCCUGGGCAUGUCAUUCAGCCAGUUCUACCAGAACUAUGAAUUCAUCAAGUUUUGCACCUCAGGUCCCAUCAGCAAAGGAAUCUGCCAAUACUUCAACAUCACGUACCAGACAAACUACUUCUCAAUGUCUGAGCCCGGUGUGGGACGCUUCCUGGUGGCCCUGUCCGUGCAGGGCGUCGUCUUCAACGCUCUGCUCUUCGUCAUCGAGCUGCAGUGUGUCCGCACCGUCUGCAGGUUCUUCACCUCUCUGUGCAGGAGACGCAAACAGAUGCCUCUGUUAGACGAUGCGGCGUUCCUCCCAGAGGACCGGGAUGUGGCUGAAGAGAGGAAGCGGGUCCUGGAGUGCCAGCCCGUGGUGGAGUCCAUGGUCGGCAGCCCCCUCAUCCUGCAUGAGCUCAGCAAGGUUUACAGCAGCGGGGAGAACCUUCUGGCGGUGGACAGGCUGUCUCUCGCUGUGGGGAAGGGUGAGUGCUUUGGCCUCCUGGGCUUCAACGGAGCAGGAAAGACCACAACGUUCAAGAUGCUGACCGGCGACGAGAGCGUGACGUCCGGCGACGCCUACAUAGACGGCUACAGCAUCCUGAGGGACAUUAAGAAGGUACAGCAGCGCAUAGGUUACUGUCCUCAGUUUGAUGCCGUGCUGGACCACAUGACCGGAAGAGAGACGCUGAGCAUGUACGCCCGGCUCAGAGGGAUCCCGGAGAAGUACGUGGCUGGAUGUGUGGAGAACGUCCUGAGGUCGCUGCUGCUGGAGCCGCAUGCUGAUAAACUGACCCGCAGCUACAGUGGGGGUAACAAGAGGAAGCUGAGUGCCGGAAUGGCUUUGAUUGGUGGGCCUCCGGUCAUCUUCCUGGAUGAGCCUUCCACCGGGAUGGACCCUGUGGCCCGGAGGCUGCUGUGGGAUGCAGUGACGCGCACCCGGGAGUCUGGGAAGGCCAUAAUCAUCACUUCUCACAGCAUGGAGGAAUGUGAGGCCCUUUGCACCAGGCUGGCAGUGAUGGUUAACGGUCAGUUCAAGUGCCUCGGGAGUCCCCAGCACCUAAAGAGCAAGUUUGGCAGCGGCUACACGCUGCUGGCUAAGAUACACAAGGAGGAGGACAUGGAGGACAGCGACCUGCAGCUUUUUAAAGACUUCAUUGAAAGCACCUUCCCAGGAAGCCAACUCAAAGAUGAGCACCAGGGAAUGGUUCACUACCAUCUGACAGAUAAAACACUAACCUGGGCACAGGUGUUCGGCACCCUGGAGGCAGCCAAAGAGAAGUACCGCAUCGAGGACUACUGCGUGAGCCAGAUAUCCCUGGAGCAAGUAUUCCUCAGCUUCGCUCAGUUCCAACACUCCUCACAGACUGACAGGAAGUAGGCGAAUAGAGGCGAGGAAUCCGUCCAGUGCUGACCCAAAACCUGUCUGCAAGGACACGCCGGUGCAAGCAAGAACCCCCCCCCCCCCCCCCCCAAAAAAAAAAAAACGUUGACUUGAACAUCAACACUAGCGAAGUCCGUGGUCCGGUCCGAAACGUCGCCGUUUCCGCUGCUUCACGAGACUUUGAUUGGUCAUUCACACUGUUCGUUGUUGCCGCGUGAAGUUAGGAACGCCGACUCUCAUCGUAGCUUUUUGGAUUUCGAUACCAAGUAAUGAACUCUUAGAUCUGCACCUUCUUAAUUGAGUCAAACGCAAUGAUGACCCCACUACACUGAACUGUGUGUGACAGGGUUAGUGUGUGUGCGUGCGUGUAAGCGUGUGUGUGUGUUUAAUAUUUGUACAGAUUUUGUUUUUUCUUAUUUAUGACUUUUAUUACUUAUGUUUCCAAGAUGUUGUGCUGAUUUUCAUCACAGGAGAAUGAACCACUCUGAUGAUUGUGAAGUUGCUGUGCACCUUCGAGCCUUAUCCAGCAAACUAUUUGAUUGUUUUUAGGUUGCCCUCAACCGGAAGGACUCCAAGAUGCUUAAGAGCCUCUGAACGUUGUGACCAGAUGUACAUAUUGGGACACCUUUAUGUGGGGCCUGUACUCGAUUCAAGACUGUUUUCAAUGUAAUGCAUGCAUGAGGUCUGAAUGAAGAAAAGCAUGAAGCUCUGGGCGGUUAGAGCUAAAGGGAAUCAAAACUGAAGAAUAGUCCUGAGAUUACAUUUAAUCAUCUCUGAAUGCCGUCUGCACUGCUCCUUUUUCCAGUUUACGUGAAUCCCAGUUUCUGCAGCAACGUGCAACAGGAGGGAUGCUGUGAUUGCUUUGAAAAUGGAGUAGAUUCACCCAAUGAUUCCUUAAUUAGGCUAAUUUGCGAUAUGAAAAUGGUGAAUUAGUCACCAAACAACUAAUGAAUAUCAUUUCUAAGAAGACCAACCCUCGUUUUCUGGGACAAAUGAAUCCCUGCGGCAUUUUAAUGUCUUGUUCUCGUGCUUUUGGUUACACAUUAAGCAUCAAAUCAUGUUAACAUUAUUACGUUCCUAAAAUCAAAUCUGUAUAAAGGUGUGUGUAUUGUCUAGAAAAUACCCAGAGCUACAUUUAUUGUUUUCAAAAGUAAUCUUUCCCACACAUAUUAUUGACAAAUGUAGUCUCCUGCUUCUCCUUAAUGGUAAACGGACUGAAUUUAUGUAUCGCUUUUCUAUUGACAUGCUGACCACUCAAAGCAGUCGCUAUAUUACAAUCUAGGACAAGUAAAUUUCCUCAUACUCGGACCAACAAAUCACUUCAGUGGUGUGACGAAUGUACGCCUUCUCCAUGCCGUCCGACAUUAACAAAAAUAAUGCAUUCUCUUUUAUUAACCUCUUCAUUUACACUUCUAGGACGUCUUUGUACUGUUUUGCACAAUUCAUUGCCAUUAAGCAAAUGACUUGAACGAGUUACAGCAUGAACAUUUGACAUGUGUGCACUGCUGCUGUUUUAAAGACCGAGUCCUGCUGAAAUAUGGUGUGUCAUAUUUUAUAAAAAAAAAAAA